Messenger RNA from Pteropus alecto (black flying fox), 288 nucleotides. RefSeq names its product ATP synthase F1 subunit epsilon (gene ATP5F1E). NCBI's taxonomy places the organism in Eukaryota, Metazoa, Chordata, Mammalia, Chiroptera, Pteropodidae. Gene Ontology annotation, biological process: proton motive force-driven mitochondrial ATP synthesis. The record is from RefSeq and is a predicted model, not a curated record. The annotation marks the transcript as partial. The transcript has 2 exons. Gene Ontology annotation, cellular component: mitochondrial inner membrane. Gene Ontology annotation, molecular function: proton-transporting ATP synthase activity, rotational mechanism.
UCUCCCAGCUACAUCCGAUACUCCCAGAUCUGUGCAAAAGCAGUGAGAGAUGCGCUGAAAACAGAGUUCAAAGCAAAUGCCGAGAAGACUGCUGGGAGCAGCAUAAAAAUUGUCAAAGCGAAAAAGGAAUAAUCUACCCCAACUACAGCUUGAGACGCUCCGUGUCCAAGGAGAAGAUGUGUGGGCACGUGUUAUGGCAGAUCGAAAAUGACCUCACUUCAUGGGGAAAAAAGUACAUGUCUCGUUCAUAGAUUGACAACGUCAAUAAAUUGAAGUAUGGUUCACGCA